Messenger RNA from Acyrthosiphon pisum (pea aphid), 2994 nucleotides. RefSeq names its product E3 SUMO-protein ligase KIAA1586-like. The transcript has 3 exons. Lineage: Eukaryota; Metazoa; Arthropoda; Insecta; Hemiptera; Aphididae. The record is from RefSeq and is a predicted model, not a curated record. The coding region runs from base 666 to 2864 and encodes 732 amino acids.
UUAAAGUGAGGGGGGACGGAGGGGGACGGAGUCCCCCUUCUUAUUUACGGUAAGAUUAUGCGUCCCCUUUAAUUUAAGUCUCCAAAGUCCGGGGGGACGCUACCAAAUUUUAGUAAUGUAUAAAAUAGCUCACUCAUCCACACACACACACAUCGAUUAUUCACCGAAUUUAAACGUAUUUUAUUUCGCGUCAAUAAUCUCCAUGUUUCUAAUGAUAGGGGCGCGUGCAAUAUGUGAUUAUUAAAUAAUAAAUUAUAGUGACUAAUAUAGUGUAUAGUGGUGUCUAAUUAUAGAUACACGGUCGCUCGUGUAGAUAGCCUGAUAACACGUACUCGGGCUAUACGUAGAAACAUACGAACGCCAGAACGUGGGAAUACCGUUUAGCGAGACACACAAUAGUCAAUAAUAUAACAUAAAUGAUAAAUCAUAAUAUUCAUAAUACUAUUGAUAUUUAUUAUUUAAUGCUCUAUUAUUGAUAUGAUAUUGAGAAUGGUUGUGAUAGUGUGAUUAACGAUUUUAAUGAGUAAUGACCAAUAAAUAAUUUUAUUAGUUAAUACUUACCAUCAGUUGACAGUUGGUAAGUUUUCAUUUUUUUGAUUUUGGUGUUACCUACCUAUAGUGUACUUUUUACAAGUUAUUACGAUAUAAUAUAGUAGAAUUGUAUCAUGGCUGGCCUACUAAAAUACAAAUUUACCAAGAUCAAAAAGACUGAUGGUAGUGAGAAUGUUGCACAAAUUAUUCAAAGUCCAUGUACAGAAAAUACGGUCUCUUCUGUCAAAAAAUAUGUCGCUGAAAUACCAAUAAUACCAGACUCUAAAUCAGAGUUUCCUGAAUGCUGGGAUUUUAAGCAGAUUACUUAUUUUACUAAAGAAUAUCCUUGGAUUUAUUUUAAAAAUAAACAUAUUGGAUGUAAGAUCUGUAGAGAUGUAAAUCAAAAUUUAUUAAAUCAAAAAGGAUCACAUGUGGCAUCUGAAUGGUCUAAUGGAGAAGUUUAUUCAUCAGGUUCUACAUUAGAAAAGAAAAAAACUAAUUUAAGAAAAAAAAUUUCUAAACACAAGAAUUCUGCUGCUCAUUUAAAUGCACAAAAAGUUAUAUUUUUGUCUGAAAAAAAAGUUAUUGAUGAACAUAUUUCAAUGUUGAUGGUGACUGAUCAAGAAAAUACUGCAAGAAUAUUUCGCACAGCUUAUUUAAUAGCUAAAAAUCAACGCCCUUAUACAGAUAUGCCAAAACUUACAGAUCUCCAAGAAUUAAAUGGACUUGAUAUGGGAAGAAUACUUCAGACUAACGUAUCAUGUUCUAAUAUUAUUGAUCACUUGGCCUUAGAAAUGAGAAGGAAGAUUGCUAUGGACAUUGUGAAAAAUAAUAGAAAAAUUUGUAUUUUAGUUGAUGAAUCCACAACAUUAAGUAAAAAAUCUAUGUUAGUUAUAUGUUUACGUUGUGCAGUUGGUGAACUUAAUGAAGUAUACACAUUUUUGUUUGAUAUUGUUGAAGUAUCAAAUACUUCAGCUAAAACUAUAAAAGAUUCUAUAUUACAAGUAUUGGAAAAAUAUGGUAUGGACACUCAUUUUUUGAAAAAAAAUUUAAUUUCUUUUGUAAGCGAUGGAGCUUCAAACAUGUUAGGCCGUAAAGCAGGAGUUGGUGUAUUAUUACAGAAAAGUUUUCCUCAUAUUAUACUUUGGCAUUGUUGUAAUCACCGUCUAGAACUUGCUGUUGCGGAUUGUUUAAAAGAAGUAAGUGGAAUUAAUCAUUUCCAAUCAUUUAUUGAAAAACUAUACUCACUGUAUCACAUGUCACCAAAAAAUAUGAAUGAGUUGAAAGAAUGUGCUAAUUCCAUUGAUCAACAGUUAUUAAAAAUAGGUAAAAUAUUUACAAUUAGAUGGGUAGCUUCAAGUCUUCGGACAAUAAAAGCUGUUUGGAAUAACUUUGAAUCUCUUUUUCAACAUUUUUCUAAUGCAAUAAUGGAUGAUCAAAGGAGCUCUAAAGAAAAAGCAAAGUAUGUUGGUUUGAAAAAUACUUUAAAAUCAAUAGAAUUUGUUCACAACCUUGGCAUACUGUUUGAUGCUCUGACAGAAUUAUCAGAUUUGUCCAUUCAGCUCCAAAAAAGAGAUCUAUCUCUUAUGGCUGCUCAUAAAUUAAUUGAACGGACCAUUAGCGUUUUGGAAUCUAUGGCUAAUAAAAAUGGUGAAAAAACCAAAGAAGUAAAUUCUGCUUGUGAACAAAAAGAAUUUAAAGGCAUUAUAUUAGAACAUAAAUAUUCUGUGGUAAAAAUUGAAAUCGGCCAAUUUUUUAGAAGUUUGUCUGACAAUCUAAAACAAAGACUUUUUACUACACAAUCGUCUCAUGUAUCAAUUUUAGAUAAAGCUGAUCCUUAUAAAGAUUUAUUUAAUAAUUUAUUGAUUGAUUUAACCAUGCUUUCUCCAGAUAAUUGGCCUGAUAACUGUGAUGUACAGUUUGGUGAUAUAAAUGUAAGCCGUUUGUCUAAAAUAUUUCAAAUUGAUCAAAGAGCCAGUGUACGAGGAUUUCGUGAAUACAAAGUGUCUUAUCCUUCAGUAAAUACAGACAUUGAACCAUUAAUGACCGCUGUAAAGACUUUGGCUAUUUCUUCUGCUGAAUGUGAACGGUCCUUUAGUUCAAUGAACGAAAUUGUUUCUUCAAAAAGAAGUGUGUUGACUAGUGAUCAUAUUUCAUCGUUAGCUUUCAUUAAUUGUACUGGACCACCAAUUAAUAAAUUCAAUCCCAACAUCUAUAUUAAAACUUGGAUAUUAUCAGGGAAAAGAACUGCAGAUGAACAAUGUUGUCCAAAAAGAAAAAAGAAAGAUGAAGAAGAAUCUUAUACAUCUUUAUGGUUAUGUUUAGAUAAAUAGUUACACAUACUGGCUAUACUUGUACUUAUAACAUUUACAUAGCUUAUGUCACUUAUAAUACCUAUGCGAUAUGAUAAUAUUAUAAUUUAAAUAAAUUAUUUAUUAUUUGUUUUUUUAAUUAAAUGUUUAA